AGAUAUGUGGUGGGUACAUUCAGAAAAGCUUUCAAACAUGACCUCGAAGAAGAAGAUUUGUAUGAAGUUGUCGGAAUAUGUGGCUCGAAAAGGUGUGGAAAUAAUCUGGAAGAGCAGUGGAAGUUAGAAAAUAAGAGGAGUUCUGAACCAUCUAUCUCAAAAGCGGUGUGGAAAAUAUUUGGCUGGAAAUAUACUAUAAUAUGUGCUGUAGAUUUGAGUUUCAGAAUAUCCAAAACAAUAUUGGAACCUUAUGCACUCACAAAUCUUAUUUCGUACUUCAAAGCAGAACAAACGACAAUGUCAAGAAAUGAUGCUUAUUUUUACGCUGUCAUGUUAAUAGCUGUUCAGCAAAUAUUCCGUAUUUAUAAUAGCAACUACAUUAUUUGGGUUCAGCAACUGGGUGUUGAGAUAAAAACAGCAUUCUCUUCAUAUUUAUACAGGAAAGCGUUGAAACUGACACCUUCAGCUGUAUCAGAAAUUUCUCUAGGCAAUAUUGUGACAUUAAUAACGAAAGAUGUACAGAUAUUAAGAGAAUCCGUGUGGGUUAUCAAUGAUGUUAUUAAUGGAAUAGUCCAGACAGUUGUAGUUUGCUAUUUGAUUUUCUCAAAGGUUGGAGUAGCUUCAUUUGUUGGGAUUUCAAUAUUAUUUUCUUCUUUACCAUUUCUUUUGUUGCUUGGGAGAUGGAUCAACAACCUGAGAAUGGCAGCAUGUGCGAAAACCGAUGAGCGAUUGCAAGUGACUCAGGAAACGUUGUCAACAAUCAGAAUAAUCAAAAUGUACACGUGGGAAAACUUCUUCAGGGAGAAAAUCAAUGCCGCCAGGAAUAAAGAAGCCCGUAAGAUGCUUCGAGCAUUAUUCUUGAGAACAGUCUUGAUUCUAGUGGGUGUCUUUUUUUCCAACUUGGGAUUUUACACACUGAUAAUAGCAUUUGCUUGGAUGGGGUGUUCAUCAGACGCCACUAUCGUCUUUUAUCUCCUGUCAAACUUCAAUGAACUCAAAGAGACCAUUGGUAUCUCUAUACCAUGGAAUAUAGGCAAGUGUGCAGAACUGACGUCUGCAUUGGCGAGAAUAAGAAAAGUAAUCACAGCUGAAGAACUACAAGCCACUAAUACUCCGAAUACUUCGGUGAAUAAUCCAACGGUCAAAGUAAAAGAAGUUACGGUUCAUAUAGGAUCUACUGAAAUACUGACUGAUUUGUGUCUAAAGGUCAAUUCGGGGCUUAUAAUUGUGACUGGCUCAGUGGGAUCAGGAAAAAGUUCUCUUUUGAAAACAAUUUUGCAGGAUUAUCCUGUGUCGAAAGGACGGGUUACAUCUUUUGGUACUAUUUCGUACGCUUCCCAAGAUCCUUGGCUCUUUCCAUCUUCUAUUAGACAGAACAUUACAUUUGGUGGAGAUUUUGAUGAAAAACGAUAUCAAGAAGUUAUAAGGGUUUGUGCUCUUCAAUAUGAUUUCAAUCUCCUAGAAAAUGCUGAUGAAACCAUAGUUACCGAUAGGGGAAUGAAUCUUAGUAAAGGACAGCAAGCGAGAAUAAAUUUAGCAAGAGCAAUCUACAAGGAAAGUGAUAUUUACCUAUUAGAUGAUUCUUUGAGUGCUCUAGAUGCUCAUGUCCAAGAUCACAUCUUCAAGGAAUGUGUGAAAAGUUACCUGAAAGAUAAAAUUGUUAUUCUAGUUAGCCAAACAGCUAACCACAUUGACGAAGCAGAUAGUGUUGUGAUAAUGGACAAAGGUCGAAUUAUCGAUUUUGGAAAACCAAGUGGAAAAAUACUACAAGAAGUUAAAGAAAUUGUUCCUGAUGAUGAUGAUCUCGAGAAGGAAGUGAUCGUUGAUGAAGACGACAUUGAAAUGGAUGAAAAUACAAAACUUUUGGAAACCGAACAAAUUUCAACCAAGAAGAAGGUAUACAAGGAAGUGAAGAAAGAAGGCCGUGUUUCUCUAGGUGUUUAUAAAAAAUAUGUCAUAUUCGGUGGGGGGUUCCUUUUACUAUUCCUGAACAUAGCUUUCGCAACUUCUGCACAAUUCACACAAAGUUACUCGGAUAAACUAUUGAGUCGAUGGGUUGACGAGAAGCAAACUGUUCUCAACCUGGAACAGGACCUUGAAGGAUAUGAAGCAACUCGCCAGUCUAUGAAUUCGACAUUGAGCAAUAACCUGUACAAUAUCUCUACAUUUUUGGAAGCUGAGACUCAGGAGCAAAAAACUUUCAAAGUGUACUCAGUCAUGAUUUUCUCUGCUACUUUGACGGCACUGAUAACGUGUUAUGCAAAUUUCGAUUUUUGUAGGAGGGCAUCCAUAAAUAUUCAUAAGGCAUUGGUUGAUAGCAUUAUCAGAGCUGUUAUGUCCUUCUUCGAUACACACUAUAUUGGCAAUGUUUUGAAUAGAUUUUCUGCAGACUUAGCACUGAUUGAUGAGAAUGUUCCUUUCAUCUCUCGAGAAUGUAUGAGGACUAUAUUUUCUAUAAUUGGUCAUUUGAGUCUCCUGCUCUCUGUAGAUAUACAAUUACUGGUGUAUAUUUUGAUCGUUUUCACGUUAUUACUGAUCCUUAGGAGAUUUUGUAUACCUGCUGCUAGAAGCUUGAAACGACUGGAGGCAUCGAGUAGAAGUCCUAUGAUCGGACAUCUCAAUGCUUCACUAGAAGGUUUGACAACAAUCAGAGCUUACAAGGCAGAAGCAAUCCUUAUAGAUGAAUUCGAUCGACAUCAAGAUUUAUAUACGUCUGCGCAUUUCACUUCAUUGUGUUCAAUAAGAGGAUUUAGCUUUUUCAUGGAAAUUAUUGGUUCCACUAUGGUUAUAGCAGUUAUAACAAAGUUUCUCUUCUUUACUACAGAUGUUAGCGCUGGAGAUGUGGGGCUUGCCUUAACGCAAGUAGCGAUGCUUGGUGGUACUGUUCAAUGGGCACUUCGACAAUGGACAGAAUUAGAAACCCAGUUCACUUCUUGA
Molecule: messenger RNA, 2937 nt
Organism: Leptinotarsa decemlineata (Colorado potato beetle)
Lineage: Eukaryota; Metazoa; Arthropoda; Insecta; Coleoptera; Chrysomelidae
Product: ATP-binding cassette sub-family C member 4-like
Biological process (GO): transmembrane transport
Cellular component (GO): membrane
Molecular function (GO): ABC-type transporter activity; ATP binding; ATP hydrolysis activity
Source: RefSeq, a predicted model, not a curated record